AUGUCCUUCUCUACCACUUUCACCGGCGCGAAAAUCGCCCAAAAAUCAAUCCUCCAAAAGCAAUCGGUUGACAAACAAAUCUCCGCGAGACGCACGAAAGCGUCCUCGCCGUCCACGCAGAAGAAGGCCCAAAUCGCCUCCUUCGGUUCGUUGGCGCCGCCGGAUUUGUACCCGGAAUUUGGUACCUACCCGGGCGGGGGUAACUCCUUGAUUAUCCCGUACACGGAUGAGAAAAACGCGGAGAGAGAGUUGAUCCACGGUCGAUGGGCGCAGUUGGGCGUCACCGGCGCCUGGGCCGCCGAGAACGGCACCGGCAUUCCGUGGUUUACCGCGGGUACCUUGUGCACUCCGGAUGACUGCACGGCCGUCGCGGACAAGUUUCCGGGCGCCGUGGCACCGUUGGCGCCGGAAGGCUCUGGCUACCCGAACUUUUGGGCAGUUUUGGCCAUCGAAGUCUUCUUGGUCGGCAACGCCGAGGCGUACAGAACGGGUAUCUUUGAAAACCCGUUCCCAGAGUUGGAAUUGUCCGUCUCCCCGGGCGGUAGAUUCGACCCGUUGGGUUUUGCGGAAGCCGGUGACUUAGAGGAGUUGAAAAUCAAGGAGUUGAAGCACUGCAGAUUGUCCAUGUUCGCGUGGUUGGGCUGCAUCUUCCAAGCUUUGGCCACCCAAGAAGGUCCGAUCGCCAACUGGCAAGCGCACGUCGCUGAUCCGGUGCACGCGAACGUCUUGACCAACGCGGCCAAGGGUUUCAGCUUCUAUUAA
This is a messenger RNA of Bathycoccus prasinos, 762 nucleotides long. RefSeq names its product prasinophyte specific chlorophyll a/b-binding protein, chloroplast precursor. Bases 1 to 762 code for a protein of 253 amino acids. The record is from RefSeq and is a predicted model, not a curated record. Gene Ontology annotation, cellular component: membrane. The transcript has a single exon. Gene Ontology annotation, biological process: photosynthesis, light harvesting in photosystem I; response to light stimulus. NCBI's taxonomy places the organism in Eukaryota, Viridiplantae, Chlorophyta, Mamiellophyceae, Mamiellales, Bathycoccaceae.